Zea mays is the source of this 779-nucleotide messenger RNA. RefSeq names its product putative NADH dehydrogenase [ubiquinone] 1 alpha subcomplex subunit 12. Gene Ontology annotation, cellular component: respiratory chain complex I; membrane. Gene Ontology annotation, biological process: response to oxidative stress. Lineage: Eukaryota; Viridiplantae; Streptophyta; Magnoliopsida; Poales; Poaceae. The transcript has 5 exons. The record is from RefSeq and is marked predicted. Bases 62 to 541 code for a protein of 159 amino acids.
CCUUUUCGCCCUUCGUUCCGGUCAGGCGAGUUAGUCGUCGUGCCGCCGGUGCCCUGUAUCCAUGGCGGCGGCGUUGCGUGCCGUCUUGAGAGGCAUCAAGGAGAAGGGGCUCACCAACUUCAUCCGCGACGUCCGCGACGAAGGAUACUUCAAAUGCCUUCUGGACGGGAACCUUUUGCAAACGAAAAUUCACAAUAUUGGAGCAACACUUGUAGGAGUUGACAAGUUUGGAAACAAAUACUAUGAGAAACUACAUGACACUCAGUACGGAAGGCAUAGGUGGGUAGAAUAUGCAGAGAAAGGUCGCUACAAUGCAUCCCAAGUGCCUCCUGAAUGGCAUGGAUGGCUGCACCACAUCACAGAUAGCACUGGGGAUAAGCUGCUGAACCAGAAGACUGCUAGGUACCUUGUAGAGCACAAGCAGAACUACUCCGGUGAGGGUGAAGAGCUGAUCUACCACUCCAAGGGGCAUGCUUUGAAUCCGGGACAAAGGGACUGGACGAGGUAUCAGCCCUGGGAGCCAAAGAAAGAGCAAGCCUAGCUAUUGAGUACAUUGUGGGGAAGCUACUGAAAUGUUUGCAUGGCGUUGGGUCAGGUAUCACCGAGCUGAAUGGACUCUGAGUUAUGUUUGAACUGGGCCCAAAUAAUGUUGUCCUGAAUAUCAAUAUCAUCUUUGGACAUGAAGUGUUGUUGUUACUGCUGUAAAAACAGCUUUGGGGAAAAUCUCAUGCAUUUGUUACUACCUUCGGUUAUAUUUGAAAGUAUACGAGAGAUUAUAU